Messenger RNA from Gekko japonicus, 1044 nucleotides. RefSeq names its product paralemmin 2 (gene PALM2). The transcript has 5 exons. Gene Ontology annotation, biological process: regulation of cell shape. Lineage: Eukaryota; Metazoa; Chordata; Lepidosauria; Squamata; Gekkonidae. The coding region runs from base 1 to 1044 and encodes 347 amino acids. Gene Ontology annotation, cellular component: membrane. The record is from RefSeq and is a predicted model, not a curated record.
AUGAGGAAGGAAGGAUCUGUACUGUUCAAUGUUUUUAAAGGCUUUAAUCCAGAUGGAAAGAGAAGGUUGGAAGAAGAAAUUGGGAAGCUAGAAAGUGAGGAAUCACAAAUAUCUGCCAAAGAGCGAAUCAUCUUAGAGAAAAUAAAGGAGACAGAGAAAUCCUUUGAGGACUUGCAAAAGAGCUUCUCACAUCAGGAUGGUGAUGCGGUGAAUUACAUUUAUUCCCAGAUCCCUGAACUCCCGACUUUCUUUUCACGAACAACGGAAGAGCCGGGUCCCGGGAAGGACGGGACAAGCAGGGUAACUGCAUUGUACGGCAUGGAAAUUAAUGUGGAGAAAGACAGACAGACAGGAGAGACCAAGAUUCUCUCUACGUCCCCCAUCGGCCCAGAAGGAGCCCAUCAAAGAGGAAUCAAAGUCUAUGACGAUGGUACCAAAGUAGUCUAUGAGAUGCACCCUGGAGGUGCAGUGAUAGAAAAUGGAGUGCAUAAGUUGAGCUCAAAGGACGUAGAUGAACUUAUUCAGAAAGCUGGACAAUCAGGCCUAAGAGGAGGGACUGUUUCAGAGAGGAACACAAUAGCUGAUGGAAACCUCAGCCAUAUGAAGGAGCAGAUACUCUUCAAGGAGGCAAAACUGGAGAUGGUGCACAAAUCUAGCAAAAGACAUUCCGGGAAUCCUCGACACCAAGCGAAGCUCUCUGCGGACGAAGUCCCAGAAGCCAGUACAGAUCACCCUGUCACGAUGAUAUUUAUGGGUUACCAAAACAUCGAAGAUGAAGAGGAGACCAAAAAGGUGCUGGGCUACGAUGAGACAAUCAAGGCCGAACUGGUCCUCAUUGACGAAGACGAUGAGAAGUCCUUGCGUGAGAAGACAGUGACGGAUGUGUCGACCAUGGAUGGAAACGCCGCCGAGUUAGUUUCUGGCAGACCCACCUCGGACACAACAGAACCCUCCUCGCCAGAGGGGAAAGAAGAGAGUCUACCGAUGGAAAAACUCCCAGGUACAGAAAAGAAAAAGCGCUGUCAAUGCUGUAUUGUCAUGUGA